AUGCGACCUAGGGUGACUACAUUUCUUAUCCGCAAUCGUAAUUAUGCUAAUUUUCAACAUCAGACCGUCGACUUGAUACACGCCAAGACGCCUCGAAGCCUGAUAUUCGCCUUGACGCCGGAGGCUCAACUUUUGCUAAGUUUACUUCUCCAUCUGCUUACUGAGGUGGGCAGCCAUUGUGACAAGAAUUGCAUGUCGCCGUACUCUCUGGCCGUCUGUUGGGCGCCCAAUCUGGUUCCAGACUCCAGCGAGCCCGCCGAUGUGAGGUUGAUCGAAUGGCUGAUCUCGCAUGCCAGAUUAUUGCUUCGAGUCCCGGCCCAGUGGACCAAGACGCUCAAACCUGAGGUUGAAUCGCUCAACACAACCGCCGACAACACAUCCACCACGUCAGUACUGGCCAGCUCAGGCGUGCCAAUAGAGACUGGACUUUAUGACGAUUACGAAGAAAUUGACCUUGACGACGACGACGACAAUUACAGAGAGCAGGAGGGUCAGACACGAAAGCGUGAGAAGGUGAGAAGAAGGAGCCACCACCUCGGAAUAACUCUCAACUCCUCACCGUAUGCACCUCGAAUGGGAUCCAAUAGUGAGGGUGCUUGGUUUGCGCACCAUAUCAACCCCACGGUUGGCUCUGAAGGGGCUGGCAACUGGGCGACGCCGGCCAUGAUGAGUAGUGGUGAUAGUAGUGUCAGUAAUAGCAACAGCAAAAUAGGCCGUAAUUGCAUUGGCUUCCCCUUCCAGCCGUCAGAAGAAGCUUUUCCGACAGCGGCCUGGCGGCCUCUGCUGCGCAAGAUGAGUACAGCGCCCAGUAGAUCGUCCUGCCUGUCGGCCGACCUCAUCAAUCUGAGGCAGAUCUCGGAGGCGGCCGACAAGAGGUGGAAGAUUCUGUUGGCCAACUGCAACCUGCCCUGUCUGUUGCUGCUCGCCAGACUGCGGUCACUCUGCCAACUGGGCCUUACCUCCAACACUCUCAUCGGUACCGCAGACUCGAGCCAUACGGGCCUCGUCGCCGACGGUCCGACUCCACCGACCACUUGGUUGGACCAAUUGGGCUGGUCGGCGCAGCGAGGCUCGGCCCCAAGGACCGUCCACAUCAGUCGCCAAUUGCACGCGCCAGCGGAUGAGUUGGCGUCGUCCCGUGAAUUCCGCGGCAAAGAUGCUGCAGCCGAGUCGGAGGACGAGGAGGAGGAUGAAGAAGAUGAAGAGGAACAGCAAGAGGAGAUGGGAUUCGUCGACUUUUCCACGUACUCCUGGUUCUCAGACAUCGCAUUCAUGACGGCUAUGGAGCAGGCGAAAGCAGGUACACCA
Protopolystoma xenopodis is the source of this 1308-nucleotide messenger RNA. NCBI's taxonomy places the organism in Eukaryota, Metazoa, Platyhelminthes, Monogenea, Polystomatidea, Polystomatidae. The record is from the annotation of a GenBank genome assembly.